This is a messenger RNA of Jaculus jaculus (lesser Egyptian jerboa), 6625 nucleotides long. It is a transcript of the gene Rbak, whose product is annotated as RB associated KRAB zinc finger. Lineage: Eukaryota; Metazoa; Chordata; Mammalia; Rodentia; Dipodidae. Bases 122 to 2251 code for a protein of 709 amino acids. The record is from RefSeq and is a predicted model, not a curated record. The transcript has 5 exons. Gene Ontology annotation, biological process: regulation of transcription by RNA polymerase II. Gene Ontology annotation, molecular function: DNA-binding transcription factor activity, RNA polymerase II-specific; RNA polymerase II cis-regulatory region sequence-specific DNA binding.
GCGUCCGGCCAAGCCGACCGUGGUCCGCGCGGGCCGGGGGAGGCUCGAGCUCGGACGGCGGCGGAGGCCCCGGGGCCGGUCCUCCAUCAGCCGUAUCUACACUUUCCUAAGGCAUCAGAAAAUGAGCCAGUCACAGGGCCCAGUGUCAUUCAAGGAUGUGGCUGUGGCCUUCACCCAGGAGGAGUGGCAGCAGCUGGACUCUGAGGAGAAGACAACGUACAGGGACGUGAUGCUGGAGACCUACAGCAACCUCGUCUCCGUGGGGUUUGAUGUUACAAAACCAACUGUCAUCAUUAAAUUGGAGCAGGGAGAAGAGCCAUGGACAGCGGAAGGUGAUGUCCCCUCUCAGAACUGUACAGAAAUCUGGCCAGUUGAUGACCUGAAAGAGAGAAUCCAGGAAAAUAAAGACAAACCUUCAAGGGAACUUGAUGAUGUCAGCAGCCAACCAGCAGAGAGAGGGUGUGAUGGAGUGUUCAGUGUGGGUCCACACCUUGUUUCUUCAAGCAUGAAAGCACACAGCUGUGUCCCCUGUGGCAAGAGUUUGCAAUCCAUUUCAGAAUUGAUUAGUAGCGAUGGAAGCUAUACAAGAAGGAAACUCAGUGAGUGUAUAGAGUGUGGCAAAACAUAUGGAGAGAAACCCUGUGAGUAUAACGAAAAUGAAGAUGUCUGUUCUCAAAGUGAUGAAACUAUUCUGCAGAAAAUGAACAUUUUGGAGAAACCUUUUGAGUGUGAGUGCAUGGAUGCCUUAGAUGAUGAAGCCGUCUUCAUUACUCAUGAGAGGGCUUACAUGAGUGAGGAACCCUACGAGUGGAAUGACUCUGGACCAGACUUCAUCCAGAUAUCAGAUUUUGAUGCAUUUCAGAGCUCACAAAUGGAAAUGAAGCCCUUUGAAUGCACAGAAUGUGGGAAAUCCUUCUAUAAAAAGUCCAAAUUCAUCAUUCAUCAGCGAGCUCACACAGGAGAGAAGCCUUAUGAAUGUAAUGUGUGUGGGAAGUCUUUCAGUCAAAAGGGAACUCUCACUGUACAUCGGAGGUCUCACUUAGAGGAGAAACCCUAUAAGUGUAAUGAGUGUGAGAAAACCUUCUGUCAAAAGUUACACCUCACUCAGCAUCUGAGAACUCACUCAGGAGAGAAGCCCUAUGAAUGUAGUGAGUGUGGGAAAACCUUCUGCCAAAAGACACAUCUCACCCUACACCAGAGAAAUCAUUCAGGGGAGAGACCCUAUCCAUGCAAUGAAUGUGGGAAGUCUUUUUCCCGCAGGUCAGCCCUCAGUGACCAUCAAAGAACUCACACAGGAGAGAAACUUCACCAAUGUACUGAGUGUGGGAAGUCCUACUACCGAAAAUCCACCCUUAUUACACACCAGAGAACACACACAGGAGAGAAGCCCUAUCAGUGUAGUGAGUGUGGGAAAUUCUUUUCUCGGGUGUCAUACCUCACGAUACAUUAUAGAAGUCAUUUAGAAGAGAAGCCCUACGAAUGCACUGAAUGUGGCAAAACCUUCAAUUUAAACUCAGCCUUCAUUAGGCAUCGGAAGGUACAUGCAGAGGAGACGCUUCAAGAGUGUAGUGAAUGUGGAAAGUUCUCCCAGCUUCCCUAUCUCCCUGACCAUACAAGCGAUGCCGAAGAGAAACCCUAUGAAUGUAAUGAGUGUGGGAAAACCUUCCUUGAGAAUUCAGCCUUCAGUGAACACCAGCCCCUUCCAGAAGGGGAAAAAACUUACGAAUGUAAUAUAUGUGGAAAGUCAUUCUCUGACUUGUCAUUCUAUACUGUACAUUACAGAAGUCACUCAGAAGAUAAACCCUUUGGGUGUAAUGAAUGUGGGAAAACCUUUGCCCAUAAUUCAUCCCUCUUUAGACAUCAAAGGGUGCACACAGGCGAGAAGCCCUAUGAAUGCUUUGAAUGUGGAAAGUUCUUCUCUCAGAAGUCAUAUCUCACUAUUCAUCAUCGGAUUCAUUCAGGAGAGAAGCCCUAUGAAUGUAGCAAGUGUGGGAAAGUCUUCUCCCGGAUGUCCAACCUCACUGUACACUACAGAAGCCAUUCAGGAGAGAAACCCUACGAAUGUAAUGAGUGUGGGAAAGUCUUUUCUCAGAAGUCAUACCUCACUGUGCAUUACAGAACUCAUUCAGGAGAGAAACCUUACGAAUGUAAUGAGUGUGGGAAAAAAUUCCACCACAGAUCAGCCUUCAAUAGCCAUCAGAGAAUUCAUAAGAGAGGCAAUGCAAAUGUACGCAGUGUGGAAAAUCUCUGAGGUCUCAGUUUAUAGAAAACUGGUGACAAUUUGGCAAGUCCAAUAUUCAUUUUUAAUUUUUUUUAUUUUUAGUUUUAAUUUUUUGUGGUGCUUGGGGUUGAAGGUAGGGCUUUGCAUUUGCGAGGCCCAACACUUACCAUUGGACUACAUCCCAGUGAUUCUUCAUCUAAGCAUGUGAAUUCCUCAGUCGGCAGAAGCACUAAGACAUGAGCUCUGUUUAUGGCAGUUUUCAAUGUUGAAUCUCUAAGAGUGCAUCCAGAAGCAAACCCUUCAGGUCCAUGCAAUGCAUGGCUAGAUACCCAUACAUAAGUGUUUAAUAUUUAUUUUGGAUUCAAAUUGUAUUUACAUAUCAGGGAAUCAUGCUAAGAAAUCUCAAGAUGAAUGUGUAACACAUCUUUAAAAAAUGUUAAGCUAAAAGCCAUAUUUCUGAAGUAAAGCAUUUAUAAAAUCUCAAGAAGCUAGCUGGGCAUGGUGGCCUUUAAUCCCAGCACUCGGGAGGCAGAGGUAGGAGGAUCACCAAGAGUUCGAGGCCUCCCUGAGACUGCAUAGUGAAUUCCAGGUCAGCCUGAGCUAGAGUAAGACCCUACCUUGGGGGGGAAAAAUGCAAGAAGCUAUCGGUUCUGGAUCUUCAUUACAUGAAGUUUUAGAAUCAAGAACAGAAGCAUUGCAUAAAUAUGUGGCAUUUUUUCAUGUUUUAGAAAUGCCAUCUAAUAGUAAUUCUAUGCAAUUUUUUCCAAUUUUGGAUUUGAAUAAUUUGUGAAAAAAACACGAUUCUCUCUUGAGUAUAAGAAUAGCAAAAUGUACACACAAGGUACAUUGUUAGUUAAAUGUGUUGUAAAAUGGGAAAGUACAUGGUUUUCUAUUUAGAGGAUUUUACAAAUGGAUUGUUUUCUGUGUGUGUAACUGCCUCAUCAGUGAAGAGUGGGUUUUUUUUUUUUUUUUGGUAAAAUUUUCAAGUGCAUAUGAUAAAGUACUAUUUUGAUAAACUGUGCAGACAUGAUUUGAAAUUAAGGCGUAAGUCCCUUCAGUGAAAGAAGGUGGACUGCCCCACUCAUGUUCUUUGUGGAGCUCCACAGCUCUCUUACAUCCCAGUUUCCCAUCCCACAGAUUGUGUGUGCAGAGCACUGGUUAAUAUCAUUCAGAAAUUUACCUGAACUUGUCACAUCACUUUCAUUUAUUGCCCCUUAGUCACGAAGUAGGUGUCUUGUCACUAGCUGCUUGAUUGACAUAAUAUCCUUCCUCCCAUCAUGCCUUGCUGGCAGAAUUUGGCUACCUACCAUUUCUUCAUGUACAGUGAAUCCUAGGUAGUUUAAACACCAAUGAUAAUUUCAUUCUGUUUGUCAAAACAGCAGCUCCUUGUUCUCCACAGGGGAUAGGUUAUAAGACCCCAGUGGAUUCCUGCAAUUGUAUAGUUCUGGCCUGUAGGUUAACACUCCAUAUGAUAACUGAGGUAGCUGCUGAGGGCAGGCAGGCUGUGCGUGCCCUGGGCGCACUCAACAAAGAUGCUGCACAUCCAAGGUGGGAUUGCAGCUGCACUGUGCAAUCUGAUGUGCGACUGACGACAUUAACUGAGGCCUUAGUGGUAAAGCACUGGCCUAGCAAGUCUGUGGUGCUGGGCUUGAUUCCCAGCACUGCACAGUGGACAAUCUAUGACUUGUUUUCUUCUGAAAUUUUCUGUCAGGUGUGUCUGGGCCAUGACUGACACCCAGAUAAACUGCAGAAAGUGAGGGUGCAGUUGAGGAGCACUGUGACAUAAGGACUGGCUGGGCAUCAACAGUCCUGGCCAGACCAAACAGCUGGAUUUGUUCUGUAAAAUGGCAGCCGAAUGAGUCCUACUCCAAGAAUGCAGGGAGAUAAAUACUCAAAAGUCACAUUUGAUCACAUAAAGAUAGGUAUUUAUACAGAAAAUGGGGUUAAAUUGGUUUCUGUAGGUAAGCUUGGCAAACUAUGGAGAUGAACUUCCUUGGUUGGAUAAAGGGUAACAAACUACAACCAGCAGCAUACAGAAUGGAGCAAUUUUGGAAGGAUUCUUACAAUCAAAAGAUAAUAGCCACUAUCACUAACUUCAUGCAACAUCAUCAUAUACUUCCAAUGAAAAUAAGGAAAAGAGGAAAUGCAUAAGAAUUGGGAAAAGCGUGUUCAGCAAAAAGCCUAGAAAAAUGGACACUUUAAAAGCUGUCAUUGCAAAACAUCUUCAAGGGUCUAAGGAAGAACAUGAUGUGUUUUCGAGAACUUUAAAAAUAAGCAUAACACAUUGAGGUGGAUAUAUCUUGUCUGUGAAGUUCAAGAUACCUGGUAGAGGACAUGCUGGGAUCCAAAAGGAAGUCACUUUCUCUUAACUCCUAUGCAACGCAGUCUUAAAUUUCUAGCAAAUUCUGUAAUGGAAAUUAGCAACUAAUUCUAAAGUUUCUGUACACACUCAAAAGCUUGGUGAUUGUACCAGUUUGUAAAACGGAAUUGCAUUAUGGCAACUCACGUCUGACCCUAGCACUUGGGAGGCAGAGGCAGGAGGAUUGGCAUGAAUCCACCGGAUGAAAGAGUGAGACUGUUAAGAAAAAUGAUAACGAUUUAUAGCUCAAGAUAGCAGGGCCUGUGGUAAAACUGCAAAUUACGGCACAAUGAUAUAAUUGGCCAGUGAAACACCUACAGAGAUCCCAGAAAUAAUCACUGCUGAGCCAAUUGUGUAAGUUAACUAGAUGGAUUGCAUAUCUAAAUAUGAGGUGUUAUGUGAAGCACAGAUUUAAAACCUCAGUGCAAACCAAGUUUUCUCAAUUUCUGUGUGACAGGAAACUUCUUGGCUGUACUAACUUGAUGCACUGCUGUUUAUCAGGCACCAUUUAAGAAGUGGGGGAGGGCACACAAUGAGAAGAUGGCUAGGCACGGGCCAAGCGUGGUGGUGCACGCCUUUAAUCCCAGCACUUGGGAGGCAGAGGUAGGAGGAUCACCAAGAGUUCAAGACCACCCAAAGACUCCAUAGUGAAUUCCAGGUCAGCCUGGGCUAGAGUGAGACCCUACCUCAAAAAACAAAAAUAAAAUGAUGGCUAAGCAGUUCAAGGUGCUUGCUCCCAAAUCCCUCAAGCCUGGGUUCAAUUCCCAAGCCUCCCACAUAAGCUAGACACAAAAAGCGGUGCAAACAUCAGGCAUUCGUUUACCAAUGGCAGGGGGCCUUGGCAUAGCCAUGCAUGCACAUUUAUAGGUCUAUUUAAAAGUCAGUAGUUAACCAGGAGGAGCUGAGGCUAUUUGCAGUUGAUGUAUUUGAGUGCAGAAAAGGCAUUGCCAAGCUAUGUCGGUAACUAUUUGGGCCUUUGUCCUGUCCCAGCUGCCCAGCACUGCAGUAAAGCAGUCACACACAGAUGUCCACGGAUAUUUCCCAUUCGACCUUCAGUCACAAGCACAGAGUGGUCCGUCUGGCCUGCAAUUCAUCGUCUUCUGGUGCUUGACGUGAAAUAUAUAAAGAACACCUCCAAGCCAGCAAGUGGGGAGAUGAGUAACAGAUUAGGUCGCCCACUUCACAGCAGUGGUCCAUAUAUAGGCAACGAGGAUGCAAAGGGUUUAGUAAUCGGGGACAUGCUGGUUUAAAACCCACCCUCUGAAAUACCGAAGUUUAUGAAAAACACUUUGACAAGACGAACCCAACCGGAGGAACUCUAGCAUGCGUGUAAUUGCUGGAUGAUGACUCGUGGGGAAGCUGGCACUUGACGUGUGUAACCUUUAACUCAAACCAGGCCAAGGCGCUGUGUGUAUGAAAGUGCCCAGACCUGCAGUGGGACGAGAACUGUGGGUUGAAUGUGUAGUGGGACGAGUAAGCUCACAUCCCACUGCAGGUCCCACCAGACGAGGGGACCCCGUGAGCUACAGUCCCCACGGCAGUGAUUCUGCGAGAAGCGUGACAGACAGAACUCUAAUGCAGCUAGACAGUACAGCAUUUAGUUGUAGCCAGCGCUUAGACAGUUAUGUAUCUGAUUCUGGUCAUAAAUUCUUUAAUUUGGGUGCUGAUUAUCUUGAGUGUGUUCUGAGCUGUGUACUUAAAAAUACGUGUAUUUUUCUGCAUGUAUAUUACACUUUGUUAAAAGAGGAUUUUUAAGAUCACAAAUGACUAAUGCUUAGUUAACACAGCUUAUUUUUCUAGAUGUAUAUCCAUAGAUUGUGUAAUAGGAAUGGUGAGUUUUCAUAACCGCCCAGGAAGCACUCUGUUAUUCUUAGUGUUGUCCCUUAAAGCUGGCCGUAAUGUAUAUUUAAGUAAAUUAUUUCAGAAGGUCAAAGGACCAUCACAUAUUUUGUUGCCCCACCGUUUUGAGUAUAUAUAAGUGGGUUUGGUGCAUAUCAACAGUCUAAGCUGCCUACAAUAAAGAAGCUUGUGUGCAUUGCUUCAUA